GCGCGGAGCGCUCCGGUGACGUCCUUCGUUUCGGCUGUACUUCCGGCGCGAAGGUCACGGACAAGAUGGUGCCACCGGUGCAGGUCUCUCCGCUCAUCAAGCUCGGCCGAUACUCCGCUCUGGUCCUCGGCAUGGCCUACGGCGCCAAGCGCUACAGUUACCUAAAACCCCGAGCAGAAGAGCAGAGGAGGGUAGCAGCCGAGGAGAAGAAGAGGCAGGAUGAACUGAAACGCAUUGAGAGAGAAUUGGCAGAAGCUCAAGAUGACAGCAUAUUAAAGUGAGGUGCCAGCAGACUUACCUUUCUUCGACCCCUGUGGAUGAAUAAAACUUUGGUUUGUGA
Messenger RNA from Jaculus jaculus (lesser Egyptian jerboa), 340 nucleotides. RefSeq names its product ATP synthase membrane subunit e (gene Atp5me). The transcript is spliced from 4 exons. Bases 66 to 281 code for a protein of 71 amino acids. Gene Ontology annotation, biological process: proton motive force-driven ATP synthesis. The record is from RefSeq and is a predicted model, not a curated record. Gene Ontology annotation, molecular function: proton transmembrane transporter activity. Lineage: Eukaryota; Metazoa; Chordata; Mammalia; Rodentia; Dipodidae.